Hyla sarda is the source of this 3219-nucleotide messenger RNA. It is a transcript of the gene DPEP1, whose product is annotated as dipeptidase 1. The record is from RefSeq and is a predicted model, not a curated record. The transcript is spliced from 10 exons. Gene Ontology annotation, biological process: proteolysis. Gene Ontology annotation, molecular function: metallodipeptidase activity. Bases 143 to 1378 code for a protein of 411 amino acids. NCBI's taxonomy places the organism in Eukaryota, Metazoa, Chordata, Amphibia, Anura, Hylidae.
CUAACAAUUUACCAGGUAUACAGGCUAUAAAAAAAAAAGACACCAGAUAAGAUCCUGAGGACAUCAAGAUCUACAACAUUAUAGAAUUGAGGAUCUGCAUCCAAAAAGUCACCUCAAAGAUACAGUGGGCACUGAAUACGCUAUGGCGCUGCGAGGUUUAUUGAUUCUAGUGGUCUGUGAGAUUGUUACAGUGGUCAACUCAAACAGGGAUGAAGCCCUGAGGAUAAUGAAUAAUGUUCCUGUCAUUGAUGGGCACAAUGAUCUGCCAUGGCAACUACUAAGUAAGUUCAAUAACCAGUUGAAUAAGGUGAAUCUUUAUACUCUAAAUGAUACCCACACCAACAUCCCCAAACUUCAAGAGGGAAAAGUGGGUGGACAGUUCUGGGCAGCAUUCGUCCCAUGUGACACUCAAGGUAAAGAUGCUGUCAAGAGGACCUUGGAACAGAUAGACGUCAUUCAUCAAAUGUGUGCACAUUAUCCAGAUGUUUUCCUGUGUGUUCACAGUACAGAAGGGAUUGCUGAAGCCUUCCGGACUAAAAGAGUGGCAAGUUUGAUUGGUGUGGAGGGUGGACACUCCAUUGACAGCAGCUUGGGUGUACUAAGGACCUUUUACAAUCUAGGAGUACGAUAUAUGACUUUGACACACAGUUGUAACGUCCCAUGGGUGGAUAACUGGCUGGUGGAUACAGGAUCAGAUGCACCUAAGAGCAAUGGCUUGUCUGAAUUUGGAAAGAAUGUCGUCUUAGAAAUGAAUCGCCUUGGAAUGAUCAUAGAUUUAGCACAUGUUUCAGCAAAGACGAUGAAGGAUACACUAGAGGUCUCUCAUGCCCCUGUGAUAUUCAGUCACUCAUCUGCUUACCAGCAAUGUAAACAUGCCAGGAACGUGGACGAUGAUGUUCUCAGAAUUGUGAAAGAAAAGAAAGGUCUGGUGAUGGUGAACUUCUUUAAUGACUAUGUCACUUGCAGCAGAGUUGCCAAUUUGUCUGAUGUGGCAGAUCAUUUUGAUUACAUUAAAAGGAUUGCUGGUUAUGAAUCCGUUGGAUUUGGAGGAGAUUAUGAUGGAGUCCCCAGGGUACCACAGGGUCUGGAAGAUGUAUCCAAGUACCCGGAUCUAGUAUCAGAACUGCUAAGGAGAGGAUGGACACAGACAGAGCUUGAGGCAGCCCUGGCCAAUAACCUCCUUCGGGUCUUUAAAGAAGUGGAGCAGACAAGUAUCAGGAUGAGUUCAGAAAAGCCCAAGGAUGAGCCCAUAGAUUACCAGGAGAUCAAGAGUGACUGUCACACCAGCUAUGGCUAUCCAACAAAUACAGCUGCCCGUGCACAUGUUGGCAAAGGGCUUCUUCUUCUAAUGUGUUUUAUUUGCACCCUGUUCCUUUGAAGUCACCAACUUCAGAAGUCCCUUGAGGUUAAUGGUGCAUUGGUUCUAAGCAACUUAAGAAAAUGUUAGUCACGUACUAAGAAAAGAGAGAUUGCCACACACACAGUCUGAAAUGUGUUACAUGCUAUAACAACAUCCAAGAACAUAUAUGUCGUCAGAAAAAGUUGUGACUGCUCCUUAUUGGGUUAUCAACUCUCAAAAUAGGUAACAAUACUGGUGCACAUUUUUUAAACAUAUUGGAGUUAUACACUGUACCCAAUGAUUCAAAAUAUAUAUAUAUAUAAUUUUAAAUAUAUUAGGACAUAAAAGGGUAAAUGGGCCUGAUAAAGUCUAUGUACUGCAGCUUUUAUUUCUUUUUUGACAGCCACAUUAACUCCAAUGAGGCUGCCACACCUGCCGUACAGUCAGCCCUGCUCUCCAUUAGCUCUUACUGGCAGAGUUGGCUCAUUGGAUAUUGCUGUUAGAUUGGUAACUGGAGCAAUAAAUGUGACCCAAUGCAAUAAAAUCCUUGUGUAGGAUAGUGUUCUGUUCUUGUAAUGUCCCAAGCAGAAUAGUGUAGAAACUCUGCAGCUAUGCAGCAAAACUCAUUGCACUGCAGAUAUAAGUCCUGAAAAUUUACACUAAUAUUAAAAAUGAGAGAUUUGUAAUCCUUACCACAGGUCGAUUUUAUACAGCAUGUGGAUAUUUUUCCAAAACACAUGCUCUUAGCCACUGCCUUAACGGAGUACUUCACCCCUUGACAUCUUAUCCCCAUCCAAAGGCUGUGGUCGCUCAUCACUACCCCUCUUAUAGACAUAAAUGGAGGGGGCAUGGUGUGACAUCAUGAUCACAACCGCUUGAACCCAGCGUUCUGAAAAUGAACUUCCAGCGCAGAAUAAAAUUCCAGAACCUGUUCACAUAUUUUCUUCAGGGUGAACAUACCCUUAUAACGCUGUUUUCUGUAUGUUGAAAUGGAAAAACUCUUCUAAAUAAACAGUUAUAUAAAAAAUAAAAAAAGUGCUUUUAUUCUCUGUUGUCAAGUGUCAAAGUGGUAAUCCCAAGCCUCUGAAAUGCUGAGGGCUUGAAAGCCAUCCUUGGUCCUACCCUCAUCCCUGUACCUACUUCAUUGACAGUCAGCUGGAAGCUCAGCCUGGUUUAAAAUUUCAUUCAUGCGCAUACAAAUUGUGCGCAGAUGUGAUCUUUAGAACAGGGCUCAAGCAGGGACAGGGAUGAAAGGGAGGAAUGAGGAGACGUUCCAGCCUACAGCACUUCAGGGCCUUGAGAAUGCCACUUUGACACAUUGUACCAGAAAAGAAAGGCAUUUUUUACAUUAUGGAUCCACAGACAGAUAUGAUAGGUAUCAUGUGUCUUUGUCCUACCAGCUAGCUAAGGCUAGGUUCCAACUGAGGAAUUUCCAAGCAUAAUUCUGCUUAGAAAUUACAUUUAAUAAUUCUGAUGCAGCAAAAUCCCAUUGUUGUCAUUGUGAUUCCACCAAACAGUGCACCCGUUAGGAUUUCACCAACAGAGCUUCCAACUUUGAAAUUUCACAGCCGAAAGAAGGAGCUGAAGACAUGGGCAAUAAGCAAUAAGGAGAUAAAACAAUGGAUACUGGUCUCUUAGCAAUGGAUACUGGUCGAGCUUCCGCAUGCUCGCUUUCUCUCUCCUCCCUGAUCUGCAUGAUUGAUGUACAGAGUUUGGCUUCCAGCAAGGAGCUCUGUUCAUCAGUCAUGCAGAGCAGGGAGAGGUCAGAGAAUGAGCAGGUGUGUAUGCUGUAGGUCAGCACGGCCUCUACAACUCUUGGAUUUAUAAGAAAAACAUAAUAUUAUAACUUUGCAAACAUAUCUGAACAUAAUAUAGCGCUG